CUUACAGUCAUGCCUCUGCGAAAAAAGCUCAAAGCUCGCUCCGUAUCUCCAGGCAAACGAUCAGCAUCUAGGUCGAUUUCACCUACAAAAGAAGUCAAUAACGAGUUCGAGAAUAUAGUUACACCUGCGAGCAUGGAAAUCGACCUCAAUAAGGCUAGAAAGGUUAUUAACGAAUUCCGGUCCUUAUGCCUUAAUAGAGCAACAUCAUAUACUGUUUCGGGCGAAGGAGAGUCAUAGUAUCCAGGUCCUCCCAUUAGCCCUGGCAUUCAGGCUUGCCAUAUUAUCCCUCAGCACCAUUACUAUAUAUAUCCCGUUACCGGCAAGGACGCAGAUGACGAUGUACCUCUUAAAGCAAGUAAUUGCAGG
Messenger RNA from Fusarium redolens, 366 nucleotides. RefSeq lists its product as uncharacterized. The record is from RefSeq and is a predicted model, not a curated record. Bases 10 to 237 code for a protein of 75 amino acids. Lineage: Eukaryota; Fungi; Ascomycota; Sordariomycetes; Hypocreales; Nectriaceae. The transcript has a single exon.